CUGGGCUAGCAUCUCCGAGCCAGCAUCUUUUGCGAGUUAUCCCAACGUCUACGCCCAGACAUGUCUACAUCCUCGCUGUGAUAUCACUGUGGCGCCCUUGAGAGGACACAGAAAGGAAAGACAAGACAUCAAACAGCGUGAGAAGGGUCGAAGGGAAGAAGCAAAAAAGAAAAAAAGAAACGCGCCCUCCACCACUACUAUCCAUCCUCUCGUCAUCCUCUCUCAUACCUUCUAUCCUUCCAUCAUCUCCUCCAUCAUCCCAUUCGCCCUCGUCCUCCCCACCCUUUUCUUCCUCCUCCCCCUCCGCCCAUCGUGAACACACAGUUCCCCCUCGAGAUGUAUACAACCUCCGCGCCCGCCCAGGUUAACGGCGGCAGCGGCAUGGGCAACAACCGCGUCGACUCCGGGACUAUCAACCCCGCGGAUCUCAACUCUCCUAUCUCCCUUCCAUCUACUGCGCUUGCUACAGACCUCACCGCGGACGCGACUGGCUCCCGCGGCACCAAGCGCAGUCGUUCAGAAGACCAGUAUGGCGAGCAGCUCGCCGACCCUGAUGUCGAAGAUGGUGAGUUUUAAGUCUUGGGCGGAUGAAAGACUUCGCUGAAUUCCGAUUUUUCCUCAUUUUCUUUGAAAUCGCCUUGUCGCCUACCCAAACCUUAGCGUAGCAACUCCACUUCAGCAGAGAAGAGCAGAACAGAAGCGUGUCAGAGCGAGAAGCGAAAGGAAGAGAAGGGAGAAGAAAAAAAAAAUUCUAGCAUACGGCCCUACUGACAAUCUAUCGCAGACAGUAGGCGCAAAAGAGGGCGACCCCCAAAAGCCACCCGCCCGCCGAGCACCUCCACCACCAUUACCGCCAGCCAUAACAACCUCAGCACAAACGCCAACAUCAGCAGCAACAACAUGAGUAUCAGCAACAACACGCCCAUUGUUGCUACGACGAUAACGACAACUGCAGCGGCCAUGGCGUCCUCGCAGUCUCCCCUACAGACACCUAGGAUAGCCCCAGAUAUCGCCCUUCAGUCGUCUCCGCCCAAGGCUACGCCAACAAAGUCCGUUCUCAAAGCCCUGCCCACAGUCAGAGACCACACGACCGAUCAGCUAGGGGAAGAUGGCGAUGAGUAUAUCCCCAAGGAGUUCGAUGCUAACGGCGAGAAGAAAGUCGACGGUCUAGGUUAUCUGCAGGAUACCCGCACCUACAAGUGUCGCACCUUCCGCCUCGCAAAUCGCGGCAACAAGCUCUUCAUGCUGGCUACGGAGUGCGCGCGCGUGCUAGGCUACCGCGAUUCUUAUCUCCUCUUCAACAAGAAUAGAUCAUUAUUCAAAAUCAUCGCCAACCAGGCCGAAAAGGAUGAUUUGAUCGCGCAGGACAUCCUGCCGUACUCGUACCGCUCGCGCCAGAUUGCCAUAGUUACCGCUCGUUCCAUGUUCCGUCAGUUCGGCAGUAGAGUCAUAGUCGACGGCCGACGCGUGCGCGAUGAUUACUGGGAAAGCAAGGCUAUCAAACAAGGAUUUACAGAAGAAGAUAUGGCUGGCGAGAAGCGUCCUGGAGCAGGAAAGGCACGCGAGGCUGCUGCCGCCGAAGCAGCCGCUUCGAUGAAUGCCAUACCCUCUUUGGGUCAUAACGAUGUUAUCUACACCAACACCUCGACCGAUGCACACGGCUUGCCGUCGACACUCUCCCAUCCCGCCUCACUUGCUCCCCUCCCUAUGAUCAACCCCGCCCCGUCCGAUGAUCCGCGUCUUCGCGAAUACAGCAGUCUCCCACGCCCUAGGCAGACCUAG
Molecule: messenger RNA, 1782 nt
Organism: Trichophyton rubrum CBS 118892
Lineage: Eukaryota; Fungi; Ascomycota; Eurotiomycetes; Onygenales; Arthrodermataceae
Exons: 2
Coding region: 901-1782 (293 amino acids)
Cellular component (GO): nucleus
Molecular function (GO): chromatin DNA binding
Source: RefSeq, a predicted model, not a curated record